AUGUUUGCGCUUCGCUUGGCCUGUAGAAGAAAAUGUGCUGUCGACCUCUCAAGACUGUCAACCCAUCUGCUCCUAACAACACGCCAAAAGGCAACGGCAGCAGCAACAGAAGCGAGCAAAACCAGCAGAAGUCUCAAGUCGCCAGUUUACGGAUUCUCUGAGACAAAGUCAACAGAAAAGAUUGAGGAAGAGACUAUCACCAUCAACGAGCUAGAGGACUACUAUCCUGUCUAUAUCGGGGAAGUAAUUAAAUCGCGCUACCAAAUUGUGGCAAAGCAAGGCUAUGGCGUCGGAUCAACAGUCUGGCUGUGUCGUGAUUUGAUAGACAAUUGCCAUCUAACCCUCAAAGUGUGUGUUCGGCGCACGAAGCAGCUCAGUCACGAGCUUAUGGUGUCGGAGCACUUGAAGAAGCGAAACGGCAGCCACCACCCUGGGCAGAAGUUGGUACAAGUUGUUCUUGAUUCAUUCGAGAUUGACGGUCCGCAUGGCCAGCAUUUCUGCCUGUUGUAUGAGCCUUUGGGCAUGAAGCUUACUGAGUUGAUCACACAUAUGCCCAAUGGGAUGAUCCCCGUGGACGAGCUGCAGAAGGUCACGCAAUUUGUGCUCAUUGCUUUAGACCAUAUCCAUCGCCGAGAUGUCAUACACACCGAUAUUUGCAUGAACAAUGUUCUUCAGAGCAUCGACGAUAAAUCAGUAUUUACCCGCAUCGAAGAGGACGAGUUCUAUAGACCCAUACGUUACAAGAAACUCCAUGAUCGCCACAUUUAUUAUUCUCGAUCACCCCCGGUGAGCACUGGUCCCCCGAUUCUGUGCGAUUUUGGCGGCGCCAGAUUGGACGGUGCAAACCAAGAAGGGGAUAUCAUGUUCAGAGCGUACAAGCCGCCAGAGGUCAUCCUUGACAUGAAAUGGGACCAUAAAGUGGAUAUUUGGGGACUUGGUUUGAUGGUAUGGCGCAUGUUUGAGGGCGUACAUUUAUUCCCGCCUCGCGAGUCCGGCACUCUAGAUGAAGAACAACAUCUUGCUGAAAUGGUGUCGCUUCUGGGGCCUCCACCAGCGGAAUUCCUGCUCCGUAGUCCAAAAUGUUUCAAAUUCUGGGACGAGAAAGGGAUAUGGAAAGGCGUGAUUCCACUCACCAAUUGGUCCCUCGAAAAAAAGGAGAAACGAUUGUCUGGGAAGGACCAUGAUUUAUUCCUGAAUUUCAUGCGCCGAAUACUCUGCUGGCUUCCAGAAAACCGACCUGCAGCUGCAGACCUUGUGUACGAUGACUUUCUUAUGCAGGCAGUCCUGGCAUCAGUUGCCGGUAUCCCACGGGCUUGA
Molecule: messenger RNA, 1317 nt
Organism: Talaromyces rugulosus
Lineage: Eukaryota; Fungi; Ascomycota; Eurotiomycetes; Eurotiales; Trichocomaceae
Exons: 4
Coding region: 1-1317 (438 amino acids)
Biological process (GO): protein phosphorylation; regulation of mRNA processing; spliceosomal complex assembly
Molecular function (GO): protein kinase activity; ATP binding
Source: RefSeq, a predicted model, not a curated record